AUGGCAGCAUUUUUUUCUAACGAAAGUAACAAUAAAGACAUUCGUCCAUAUCUUCGCCAAUCGUUAAUUGGUGAUUCAGAUUUCAUAAUCACACUAGGCAAGAGUCUAAAAGACGUUGACUGGGAGAGGGGCAAAAUUUUAACAAAUAACAUGACAACUUUAGUUUGUCUCGCUGCCCUGCUACUGGCAAUGAACUGCGCCUCAAGUUUGGAGAAGGAAAACGUUCACCUGGUGAGGUCAAGGGCAAAUAUUGAUCCCUCUGUGGCCCUUGCUUUACAAAAGGGCCUCAAACAGCUGGACAAAUAUAUUGAGAAGAUGGCCAUAUAUUCUGUCUUUAAUAACCAAAGGAGAUCAUAUGUAAAAUUUACAUUAUAG
Molecule: messenger RNA, 375 nt
Organism: Helobdella robusta
Lineage: Eukaryota; Metazoa; Annelida; Clitellata; Rhynchobdellida; Glossiphoniidae
Exons: 3
Coding region: 1-375 (124 amino acids)
Source: RefSeq, a predicted model, not a curated record